This is a messenger RNA of Aspergillus melleus, 324 nucleotides long. RefSeq lists its product as uncharacterized. The record is from RefSeq and is a predicted model, not a curated record. NCBI's taxonomy places the organism in Eukaryota, Fungi, Ascomycota, Eurotiomycetes, Eurotiales, Aspergillaceae. Bases 1 to 324 code for a protein of 107 amino acids. The transcript has a single exon.
AUGGAACAAGUAACAGAAAUACCUACUAUACUUUCCGGCCGGGCAUUCCAGGAUAUGUCUUGGAAGGAUGGCCUGGUUGUUAGUAAUCAUCGGGACAGACCCUGUAUCUCAACCCCGCCGCAGCCCAAAGACGUCGAAUACGAUUUGGAGAAUGGCUGGAUAGUGAAAGCGGACGGCACGGAAAGACUCUUGUGGGUACCUCCUGAAUGUCGACCUCACGCCGGGUCGUCCUAUGCUAUCCGUGGUCAAACAUUUGUGUCUGGAAGUGACUCCGGUCAGGUCUUUUGGAUAUCAUUUUACUUGGGGGGUGUUUUAUCUAGGUAG